Messenger RNA from Amblyraja radiata (thorny skate), 1041 nucleotides. RefSeq lists its product as uncharacterized. The transcript has 6 exons. The record is from RefSeq and is a predicted model, not a curated record. Bases 1 to 1041 code for a protein of 346 amino acids. NCBI's taxonomy places the organism in Eukaryota, Metazoa, Chordata, Chondrichthyes, Rajiformes, Rajidae.
AUGUCCAACGUGGGCGGAGCUGGGAGCCGCAUUGCCGGGAAUGGCAGCGUUGUAGCUCACAACAGCACCUGUAGUGGUGCAAGCAAGCGUCGCCGGGUCCACCCGCAAACAGCCUUGGUGCCGCCGAUCCCGCCCUACCUCAAGGAAAACAUGGAGACAAAAGCCUUUCACAGAGAUUUAUUCGGAGUGGACAAACGGUGCCGACACCACCGCCCGAUGUCAUCAAGCCCAACAUCUUGGAGUUCUCCAAGAUUCCCACUCAAUAAAAUAUUGGACACAGACAGUGGAAUACUGAGCAAUGCGUCAAGUUUUGAAACGUACGACGUGGGAAAAGAGAUAUUCUCGCCUGUUGACAUGGAGGAUGUCAGUAGAGCAAAUCGAUAUGACAGACACGGUGAGAGGAAGCUCACAUUAACAUUGCUGCAGUCUGAGACCAGAAGGUGCGCCCUUACUGAGAGUCUACAGACUGCCUGGUGUGCAUUAAAAGAGCAACGAGAACGUAUAAGCAAAAAGAAUAUGGAAGUAGUCAAUCACGGUGCUGUAAUUGACAGCUUGAUCUUAAAGCAAAAGCUUUUGGAAGCUAAAGUGGGAUUGCUCCACAAAGAGGAAGAGACUGUGCAUGAAGUUAGACUGGAUGAAGCUCAAAGAGACAGUGAACUCCAGAAUAGGAUCUGCAUCUUAGAAGAGGAAGUAGAACGUUUUAAUCAUAGAUUGGGACAACUAGCCCUGAGCAGAAGAGGUCCACAGUCCAUGUCCACAGUCUCCUGGUACCUGAGGCAGGAGAACGAGGAGGCUGAAAAACAGUCACAGAUCCCGUUGCAAACUUCAAGUGAUUCUUUUGAGUAUCAUGAAGAACAUUGGAAUGUCAAGGAAGCGAGUGAAGGUGGUGAUCUGGCCAGUAUCGCACAAGCAAGUAUUAAAACAUGGUCUCGCUCGUUAAACCUGUCUAUUAAUGCAAAAAGUUCCAAUUCUAGAGCAGACUCCCAGGCAAUAUAUUGUAGAAGCUGUCAAAUAUUUGUUUCCAUUCCAAGGGAAGAGUAA